This is a messenger RNA of Paramecium sonneborni, 206 nucleotides long. The record is from the annotation of a GenBank genome assembly. NCBI's taxonomy places the organism in Eukaryota, Ciliophora, Oligohymenophorea, Peniculida, Parameciidae.
AUGGAUGAAAGUAAGGUACACGAUAUGAAUUCAUUCAUAAAUAUUGAUGGUAAUUUUUAAAAGUUUAUAUAUAUUUAGUUCAGCCUAAGUAUUUGAAAUGGGUGAAUACUAUGAUGACUGGAAAAGGGGAACUUUCAAGUAUAUUUACAAUAACAGAAAAAUAUAAAUUGUUAAUUAAUAUUAGUGGAGGUGGAAGAUACAAAUGA